AUGGAGAGACCUUUAGAUGUUGAUCCCUUGAAAUUUUCAGAUACUUGGAAUACAAAUGUUCCAUUGAAGAUGGUGACAACAAUAUUGCGAAAGUUUCAGAAUAAAAUUUCAACUAAGGACAAUUUACCAAAGAGAGGAGUUUUGAUCAAAUUACAAGCAAAUUGUGCUUCUUAUGGAUGCAGAGUAACAGAGAGCAGUGCACUUCACAUAUUUUCUUUGAAUGUAACUUACACUUCCAGGAACAUCGCACUAUUAUGCAGGGGUUGGGGAUCAAACCCUGGACAUAUUCAAUUUCUGGCGCUACCAAGUUUUGUUAACUUCCACUACCUUCAAAACCUUAAGGUGAUUCAGUGAAAUGGUUUAUU
Messenger RNA from Trifolium pratense (red clover), 365 nucleotides. RefSeq lists its product as uncharacterized. NCBI's taxonomy places the organism in Eukaryota, Viridiplantae, Streptophyta, Magnoliopsida, Fabales, Fabaceae. The transcript is spliced from 2 exons. The record is from RefSeq and is a predicted model, not a curated record. The coding region runs from base 1 to 354 and encodes 117 amino acids.